Striga hermonthica is the source of this 1110-nucleotide messenger RNA. NCBI's taxonomy places the organism in Eukaryota, Viridiplantae, Streptophyta, Magnoliopsida, Lamiales, Orobanchaceae. The record is from the annotation of a GenBank genome assembly.
AUGGAUAGUUCUUGUUCUUCCCACUUUGCCAAGCUUGCUUUUGCUUUUUUGAUUCUUUUCGUUGGCACGAUUUCGUCACAAAAUACCGUGUGUCCGUAUCAGUAUUUGUACCAUCUUGGUGAUGGAGUUACUGACGUGGGCAAUUCUAUUCGAGUUCUCCCUUGGGGACCUUCACUUCCGGCCGCACGAUUGCCUUAUGGCCGGUCGUACCCUGGUUACCCUACUGGUCGGUGGGGCGAUGGUCGUAUUGAUUUCGACUUUGCAGCUGCUGAUUUCGGCUUCCCACGCAUCGUACCUUAUUUGACGCCCGAAGCAAACUCCAGCAACGGAGUCAUAUUUUCGGUAGCAAGAAGCCCGGUGCUCGACCACAAGUUUUUCAAACAAAGAGGCGUUAAAAUCCCACCAUAUGCCAUUCCUCUUUACGAACAACUCAAUUGGUUCAAAACACAUCUAAAAUCCGUUUGUGGAUCAAAUUGUGCAAAUAGGCUAGCAAAUUCUCUUAUAUUGUUGGGGGACAUUGAAGCCAAUGACAUUGGCUAUUCAUUGCUCCAAGGAAAAUCCAUCAAAGAAGCACAGACUUAUGUGCCCUAUAUAACACAAGCUCAAAUAAAUGUUACAAGGGAGCUCAUCAACAUGGGCGCAAGGCAACUAAUAAUCCCAGGAAAUGCUCCAAUCGGAUGCUUUCCUUAUAUCCUAACUGCAUUCCCAAGCAAUGAUCCGAAAGCUUACGAUGAAUUCGGUUGUCUUAAAAGCGUAAACGAUCUGAUGACAUUUAAAAACAACGAUCUCCAACAAGCUAUUGCAAAACUUAGAACAGAGUUUCCCGAUGUCAGCUUAUUUUACGGCGCAUUUGACGAUGGCGUGCGACAAUAUCUUACCCAGUUUAUGGCAGGGCCAAAUAGAAACAACGCGUUGAAAGCUUGUUGUGGAAUCGGAGGGAAAUACAAUUUCAACAGCAAAAGGUUUUGUGGGAGUCGAGGUGUGCCUGUCUGUCAUGAUCCGGACAAUUACAUAUUCUGGGAUGGCUUGCAUUUGACGCAAGAGGCCUCCCAUCGUAUCGAGUCGAUUCUCAUCCAACCGGCUCUCUCGACGCUCAACUGUGCAUCCUAA